This is a messenger RNA of Suncus etruscus (white-toothed pygmy shrew), 3672 nucleotides long. It is a transcript of the gene IGSF9, whose product is annotated as immunoglobulin superfamily member 9. Gene Ontology annotation, biological process: cell-cell adhesion. Gene Ontology annotation, molecular function: protein binding. The record is from RefSeq and is a predicted model, not a curated record. Lineage: Eukaryota; Metazoa; Chordata; Mammalia; Eulipotyphla; Soricidae.
AUGGAGGAAACUUGGGGUGCAGCUUUGGCAGAGCUGGGACUCCAGUGUCUGAUCAAAGCUUGCCCCUUCCAGCUGCACCCUAAACCCUCCUACUGCUUUAUCCCAGUUCCUGACUAUACGAGAAUUUCUAAAGGGGCUGUGAGCUGCACCCCACAGGAGCUAUGGUGGGUAGAUGGUGAGCUGCGGGGUCCCCUGGGCCCUGUCACCAGGCCUGGUCGAGGGAAGCCUGAGGUAGUGUCAGUGGUGGGUCGCGCUGGGGACAGUGCAGUGCUGAGGCUGCGAUGCUGCAACCCUGCCAGCCAGCCCCCUCUGCACGUCAUUGAGUGGCUGCGUUUGGGGUUUUUGCUCCCCAUCUUCAUCCAGUUUGGCCUGUACUCCCCCCGGAUUGACCCCGAAUUCCUGGGGCGGGUUCGACUGCAGAGGGGGGCCUCGCUGUACAUCGAGGGGCUCCGAGCCGAAGACCAGGGCUGGUAUGAGUGCCGCGUGCUCUUCCUGGACCGGACACACCCGGAGGAUGAGACGGCCAAUGGCUCCUGGGUGCACCUCACUGUAAACUCACCCCCUCAUUUCUUGGAGACGCCCCGAGUGCUCGAGGUUCGGGAGCUGGAGCCCGUGGCCCUGCACUGUGUGGCCCGCGGCACCCCCCAGCCCCAGAUCACCUGGAUGCUUGGAGGACGGAACCUUGAUCAGGGCCAUGGCCCUGUGCAGGUGCAGAAUGGGACCCUGACGAUCCAGCAAGUGGAACGAGGCAGUGCCGGGGUCUACACGUGCCAGGCCACCAACACCGAGGGCAGCGUCAUCCAUACCACUCAGCUGCUGGUGUCAGGUGAGGGCCAGGAGGGACCCAUUGGAGACACCCUGACUGCCCCUCAGAGGGAACCCUGGGGCCCCCCUGUGAUCGUGGUACCCCCUGAGAACCGCACAGUCAAUGCCUCCCGGGAUGUUUCCCUGGCUUGUCACGCUGAGGCUUACCCGGCCAACCUCACCUACAGCUGGUUCCACGAGGGCCGCCUUCAGGCACGAGUGCGGGUCCUGGUGGACGGGAGUCUCUGGGUUUCCGGACAGUCCAGCCGGAUGAUGGUGGACCUCUACACCUGCAUGCCCAGCAAUGGGCUCCCACCACCGCCCUCAGCCUCCGCUGUCCUCACGGUGCUCUACCCAGCAUUAGUGAUGGAGAUGCCUCCACGAGACACCCUGCCCAUCGGCAUGCCAGGGGUGAUCCGCUGCCCGGCACAGGGCCAAUCCCCCCACUGCUCUUUCGUCAGCUGGACCAAGGAUGGGCAGGCCCUGCAGCUGGACAAGUUCCCUGGCUGGUCGCAGGACACUGAAGGCUCACUCGUGGUCACAGUGGGAAAUGAGGAUGCACUGGGGCUGUAUUCCUGCACCCCCUACAACAGACUGGGCACUGCUGGGCCUUCGGCUGUCACCCGGGUGCUCCUCAAGGCCCCCCCAGCUUUCACAGAGCAGCCCCGGGAGGAAUAUUUCCAGGAAGUGGGACGAGAACUGCUUGUCCCCUGCUCAGCCCAAGGGGAUCCGCCCCCUGCUGUCACCUGGGCCAAGGUAGGCGGAGGUCUCCAGGCCCGCAUGGACAGCAACGGCAGCCUCAUCCUGCGUCCGCUAACCAAGGAGGCACAUGGGCGCUGGGAGUGCUCGGCUGGUAAUACAGUGGCCCGUGUGGCCGCAUCCACCACCAUCUAUGUGCUAGGCACCAGCCCCCACGUUGUCUCCAAUGUGUCUGUGGCAUCUGUGCCCCAGGGUGCCAAUGUCUCCUGGGUGCCUGGCUUUGAUGGCGGCUCACCACAGAGGUUCAGCGUCUGGUACACUCUGCUAGCCCACCGUCCUGACCGUGUGCACUACGACUGGGUGUCCCUGGCAGUGCCUAUGGGGAUGGCGCAUCUGCUAGUGGGGGGUCUGCAGCCCUACACCCCCUACCAGUUCAGCGUCCUCGCCCAGAACAAGCUGGGCAGCGGGCCCUUCAGUGAGAUUGUGCUGGCUGUCCCGGAAGGGCCUCCAGCCACACCUACGGCUCUCAGGCUGCUGCCCACUGACACGCUGCAGGUCUCUGCACCCCGACACCUGGUGGCCUCCAGGACGCCUCGGGGGAUCCUCCUGCACUGGGAACCCCCAGAACAGAUGCCCGAGAGGCUGGACUGCUACAUCCUGGAGGGACGGCCGGGGUCCCAGAGCUGGGAGGUGCUGGACCCCGCUGUGGCUGGCACAGACAAUCAGCUGCUGGUACCAGGGCUCAUCAAGGAUGUUCUCUACGAAUUCCGACUGGUGGCCAUGGCAGGAAGCCAGAUUAGCGGUCCCAGCAACACGGCCAACAUCUCCACUUCUGGCCUGGAGGUGUACCCAUCACGCACCCAGCUGCCUGGCCUCCUGCCUCAGCCUGUGCUGGCUGGUGUGCUGGGUGGGGUCCUCUUCCUCGUGGUUGCUGUCCUUGUGAGCAUCCUAGCCGCCUGCCUCAUGAAUCGGCACAGGGAUGCCCGGCGCCGCCGCAAGCGACUGCACCAAGGUCCCCACCUUGUCUUCUCUUCACCCCGGAAGUCAGCUGCACAUCUGCCCCCAGGCCCGGGCACUCCAGACAGCGUAGCCAAGUUGAAGCUCCAGGCCUCCCCGGUGCACUAGCCUCUGCGCCAGAACCUGCUGUGGGGGGACCCCCUGGGGUCCCGCAGUCCCCCUCUGGAUCCUCCAGCCAACCAGGACCCCUUACCCUUGGAGCCCAUCUCUCGGGGACCAGAUGGACGUUUUGUGAUGGUGUCCAAUGUGGGGGCCUCCCAGGAAAGGUUGGAACCAAGCCGGGCAGAGCCCUGGAGCUCUAUGCAGCAUCCUGCCAGGCCCUGUGAAUAUAGUAGCAGCAGCCCAAGUGGACAACCACAACCAAUGUGUAUCUCGGACAUCAGCCCCAUGGGGCCACCCCCUGCAUUGCACCAGUAUCUCAGCCUGCCCUUCUUCCACGAGAUGAAUGUGGACAGAGACUGGUCUCCCUCUGAGGAACCUGGCCCUGUCCAACCCCUGGAUCACAUGGACACCCGGACCUGCCACUCUCCAUCUCUGCAGCCUCCCCUGGACUCCACCAUGGCAUUGGCGGGGUCUGCCUCUGAGCCACCUUCAGUGGCGCUGGCUGAGUGGACACUGCGGGAGCGACUACUGCCAAGUCUCCUCCCUGCUGCACCUCGGGGCAGCCUCACCAGCCAGAGCAGCGGGCGAGGCAGUGCCUCUUUCCUACGCCCCCCUUCCACUGUCCCCUCAGCUGGGGGCAGCUGUUUCAGCCCUCCUCCUGGAGACACAGGCAGCUGGGGUGGCGGUCCUGAGAGAUGGUCCCGCAGGGAGCAGGUGCGGACAGUCAGUAAGAGAAGAAAUACAUCUGUGGAUGAGAACUAUGAGUGGGACUCAGAGUUCCCGGGGGACAUGGAGUUGUUGCAGCCUGCGUCGUGGUGCUCAACCAUUCCUCGGCUUCUACACCCCACAGUGGAAGCUGAGCCAGCUGCAAAGUCUCCAAGGCUGAGCUGCCUCCUGCACCCUGCCCCACCCCUCGGCCCUGAGGCCCGCUGUGCUGCCCUUCGGGAGGAGUUCCUGGCCUUCUGCCGCCAACGAGAUGCCUCCAGAACCUGGCUGCCUGCCUGCAGACAGCAGCAGGCUCUGCACCCUGAGCAGGCCACGCUGCUGUAA